AUGACCCCAUUAUUUCUUUUCACCUUGUGGGCAGCCGUAGCCUCGGCAGCUCAGGUGUCUGGAGUAUUUACUGGGUUUCCGAGUUUAGUUUGGCAAGCUGGUGGCAACUACUAUAAGCCAUUGCCCGAAUUUUCCAGUUGGGUUGCCACACUUGACUGGGCUAUUCAAGGUUCCAAGUUCAAGGCAGGCGACACGUUUACUUUGCACAUGCCAUGCGUCUUCCAAUUCACCGCUAAUACCCCAACUGUACAAUUGAAAGUGAAUAAUGACGUUUAUGCGACGUGUAAUUUCUACUCCGGAGAAAUCAUUACCACUUAUUCCGAGCUUCAAUGUACCAUGUCCGACCUUGUGAAUGACCAAACCGACGUCUCUGGUACUCUUACCGUGCCCAUGUUCUUUAAUACUGGUCUAACUGCCAAUGCGGUUGAUCUUACCAACGCCAAGUGUUUCAAGGCUGGUGACAAUACCGUGACUUUUACUGAUGGAAACAACGAGAUCAGUACAAAUGUUAACUUCAAUGGCGGUCAAAUGUUAGGGCCCCUUGACCCUAACAACAUUAUUGUGGGCUCCAGAUUUGUUCCCUCUCUCAAUACGCUCCAGCAUUUUUUAGCGGCGGGAAAAUGUGACAAUGGUUAUAUCAGUGGUACGUUGGGAAUCACCGUCGACAACACAAACUUGGACUGCAGCACUUUACAAGCUCAAAUCACUCUGCAACUCAACGACUGGUUCUUCCCUGAAAGCUCGCAGAACUUCAACUUUCAAACCACUUGUACUGGUAACACCUUCACCGCCACCUAUAACAAUGUGCCUGCUGGAUUCCGUCCCUUUAUCGACAUCAUGGGAUCUGCUCCUUCAGGCAACAACGGAUUUAUUGUGCACUACACCAACGACUACUUCUGUAACGGAGACCCAACCGUACACAGUAACGGACAGGGAGUGAAUUGGGGUCAGCCCCAGAAUACUGACAGUGGUUCUGACGGUAACGCAGCUGUGGUUACCACAAGAACAUGGACUGGUUCAACAACCAGAGUCACUACUUUGCCAUACAACACCGCUCCUGGUAACACCAAAACCAUCGAGGUUGAUGUUCCUAUUCCAACUACUACUGUCACCAGUACCUGGACUGGAACCAAUACUGUUACCACCACCAAGACUGCUACUCCUGGUGGAACCGCUACAGUAGUAGUUGAUGUACCUACUCCAGCAACUACAAUCACUUCUACUUGGACAGGUUCAUUUUCUACGACGAGUACGAUUACUGCUCCUUCUGGUGGAACUGAAACAGUAGUUGUGGAUGUGCCAACGCCAACUACAACUAUUACCAAGACUUGGACGGGAACUGAAACCACCACUACUACCAUUACUGCUCCACCUGGUGGAACUAACACAGUAGUAGUCGAUGUACCUACUCCAAGAACUACAAUUACCAGCACUUGGACUGGUACUAACACCACCACUGUGACUGUUCCUCCAGCUUCCUCUGGUGGAACCGAGACAGUGGUCGUUGAAGUUCCAACUCCAACUACCACAGUAACAAAAACGUGGACCGGAACUGAAACUACUACUACUACCAUUACUGCUCCUCCUGGCGGUACCAACACAGUAGUAGUUGAUGUACCUACUCCUGCUACCACCAUCACUAGCACCUGGACCGGAACUAACACUACUACUGUUACUAUCCCUCCAGCUACUUCUGGUGGAACUGAGACAGUGGUUGUUGAGGUACCAACUCCUACGACUACAAUCACUAAGACUUGGACCGGAACCGAAACCACAACUACUACCAUUACUGCUCCUCCAGGAGGAACCAACACAGUAGUGGUUGAUGUUCCAACUCCCGCCACCACCAUCACAAGUACCUGGACUGGGACUAAUACCACGACUGUCACUAUCCCUCCAGCUUCAUCUGGUGGAACUGAGACAGUCGUUGUUGAAGUUCCUACCCCUACCACCACCAUUACCAAGACUUGGACUGGAACUGAGACCACUACUACAACUAUUACUGCUCCUCCUGGUGGAACUAAUACUGUGGUAGUUGAUGUUCCUACUCCCGCUACUACCAUCACUAGUACCUGGACUGGUACCAAUACCACAACUGCUACCGUUCCUCCAGCUUCAUCCGGAGGCACUGAAACAGUGGUUGUUGAGGUUCCAACUCCUACGACCACUAUCACUAAGACUUGGACCGGAACUGAAACCACAACUACAACUAUCACCGCUCCUCCAGGUGGAACUAAUACUGUGGUAGUUGAUGUUCCUACUCCUGCUACCACCAUCACUAGCACUUGGACUGGCACUAACACCACCACUGUGACUGUUCCUCCAGCUUCUUCCGGUGGAACUGAGACAGUAGUCGUUGAAGUUCCAACCCCAACCACAACCAUUACCAAGACUUGGACUGGUACCGAGACCACUACUACAACUAUUACUGCUCCUCCUGGUGGAACUAAUACUGUGGUAGUUGAUGUCCCCACUCCCGCAACUACAAUCACAAGUACCUGGACUGGCACUAACACCACAACUGUUACCCUUCCUCCAGCUUCUUCCGGUGGAACUGAGACAGUGGUUGUUGAGGUACCAACCCCAACCACAACCAUUACCAAGACUUGGACUGGUACCGAGACCACUACUACAACUAUCACCGCUCCUCCUGGUGGAACUAAUACUGUGGUAGUUGAUGUUCCAACAUCGAGAAUUUCCGAGCCUCCUUCGAGUUCUUCAGAACUUUCCAGUUCAUCUUUGAGCUCGUCCGGAUUCUCGACACUUUCUGUCUCGUCUGUUUCGUCAUUUUCUUCAUCGGAAUCAUUGAGCUCUUCAUACAUUCCUCCAUUUUCGAAUACGUCCGUCCCUACGGUUUCAAGUUCAUCAUUGACCUCGUCUUCGAGUGUCUUGAUCAGCUCAACAUCCGUAUCCCUUACUUCCGGGGUACCAUCUUCCUCAUCUGAAGUUCCUCCAACAUCAGUGCCAACUGGACCUAGUGGACCAUCUUCUUCUGAGGGACCAUCUUCGUCAUCUGAAGUUCCAUCAACAUCUGUUCCAACCGGACCUUCUGAACUUUCAUCUUCUGAGGUACCAUCAUCCUCAGUUCCAACCGGACCUUCUGGACCUUCUUCUUCUGAGGGUCCAUCUUCCUCAUCUGAAGUUCCACCAACAUCGGUACCAACUGGACCAACUGGACCCUCUUCUUCUGUUCCAACUGGACCUAGUGUUCCAACUGGCCCAACUGAACCUACCGGCCCAACCAGUGAGCCAACUGUUCCUACUGGACCUUCUGUUCCAACGGGCCCAACUAGUGAACCAACAGGACCCACUGAACCUACUGGACCUACGGGACCAACUGGACCUUCUGGACCUAGCGUUCCAACUGGUCCUACUGGUCCUACUGUUCCAACUGGCCCAACUAGUGAGCCAACUGUUCCUACCGGACCUUCUGUUCCAACUGGCCCAACUAGUGAGCCAACUGUUCCUACCGGACCUUCUGUUCCAACUGGACCUACCGAGCCUACUGGACCAACUGAACCCACUGGUCCUACUGGACCUUCUGUUCCAACUGAACCUACCGAGCCUACUGGACCAACUGAACCCACUGAGCCUACUGGACCUUCUGUUCCAACUGGACCCACUGGACCUUCUGUUCCAACUGGACCCACUGGACCUUCUGUUCCAACUGGACCUUCUGGGCCAAACGUUCCAACUGGUCCCACCGAGCCCACUGGACCUUCUGUUCCAACCGGACCAUCUGAACCAUCUGAACCUACUGGACCUAAUGGACCAUCAGAACCCAAUGUCCCAACUGGACCUUCUAAUCCUUCAGAACCUACUACUACUGUUAUAGUGCCUCCUGCUGGAACCGUGCCUACCGACGAUACUAACGUGCCUCCAGCCACAACUGGAACACCAACCACAACUUCCGGAACACCCAUUGAGCCAACCACUUCAGGUGGAAACGGUGGAAAUGAUGGAAAUGAUGGAAAUGGUGGAAAUGGUGGGAAUGGUGGGAAUGGUGGUAAUGGAGGUGAUAAUGGAAACGGUGGAAACACCCCAUCUGGAAACUUCCCUGGCGUUUCGUCUACAGUCUCAUACUAUUCCCCACCUCAAAGUGCAAGCGUCUCCACCUAUGAAGGAAGCGCUUCAAGCUUCUCGUUCCCAUUGGGAGCGAUGGGUGUCAUUUUACUUUCGUACAUUAUUUGA
This is a messenger RNA of Meyerozyma guilliermondii ATCC 6260, 4191 nucleotides long. RefSeq lists its product as uncharacterized. Gene Ontology annotation, cellular component: fungal-type cell wall. The transcript has a single exon. Lineage: Eukaryota; Fungi; Ascomycota; Pichiomycetes; Serinales; Debaryomycetaceae. The coding region runs from base 1 to 4191 and encodes 1396 amino acids. Gene Ontology annotation, biological process: cell adhesion. The record is from RefSeq and is a predicted model, not a curated record.